ACAGUCGACAUGUGUCAGUUUUAUGUUUUUAUAAAAAUAACCUUAAAUAAAUGAUAUAAUUAAAAAUGUAAACACAAGACAUUAAUAUAUUUAAAAUGUCUCCUAUUCACUUAGCUCAAUUAUGUUUAUUUAGUAUUGGUAUUUAUGCUUUUUCUUUAUUUACUUAUUUAGUUUUCUACUACGAUUUGUUUUCUACACUAUUUUUAGGUGAAAUACAGUCUGAAUAUGAUUUUAUUAUUGUGGGUUCUGGCACAGCUGGCUCAUUAAUAGGACAUAGAAUAGCAAAAGAAACUAACUACACAUUUAUAGUGUUAGAGGCCGGGGGCAGAGGCCAUUCCUUUCAUGAUAUUCCAGCAUUUGGCCCCUUAUUACACCAAUCUGUAUUUGAUUGGAAUUAUGAAACAGAACCACAAGAAAAUGCAUGCUUUGCAAUGGAAAAUUCUAGAUGUAAACAAACCCAAGGAAAAAUAUUAGGGGGAUCUUCAAAAUUGAACAAUAUGAUACAUAUUCGAGGCAACACAUCACACUAUGUUGAAUGGUUUCAUGGUAAAUACAACAAAAAAUACAUAGAGGACCAGUUUAAAUAUAUAGAAUCAAACAUUUUUCAUCUCAAUAAUAUAAAAUAUGACAGUAACCUCGGUGAAGCAGUGUUGAGAGCCGCCAAAGAAUUAAAUUUUAAGUUAUUAAAACAUGACUUUGGAAUUGGUUUCAUGAAAUCCAUUGUCACCCAAAAUCAGGGCAAAAGAUGGACCACAUCUUAUAAUCUAGAAACUUCGAAAUAUGUUUUUACAAAUGUUUUAGUUGAAAAAUUACUUUUUAUAAAAAAUAAAUGUAUUGGUGCUCAAAUUACUACUCCAAAGAGAAUGACGCUUUUUGCCAAAAAGGGUGUUAUCAUAAGUGCAGGAACAUUUAAUUCACCUAAAAUCCUGCAAUUGUCUGGUAUUGGACCAGAAAAGUUAUUAAAUUCUCUUAAUAUACCUGUUGUCAAAUCUUUGCCAGUUGGAAAAAACUUACAGGACCAUAUAGGUACAGGCUUAGACUUGGUACUAUUUAAUAAUUCACAAUCAAUCGAAAUGUUUGAUAUUAUGAAUCUGUGGAAUGUAUUCCAAUAUUUUUUUAAUGGUAAGGGACCUCUCACUACACCAGGAUGUGAAGUAAUAGGGUUUAUUUCAACAAAAAAUGAGACAUCACCAAAUCUGCAAUUCAUGGUAUUGCCAGUUGGCAUAUCAGCGGAUAGGGGUAGUCAUUUGAGAAAAACGUUAAAAAUAAGAGAUACUGUAUGGAACGACUAUUUUAGUAAAAUUUUUGAUAAAUACACAGCAACGUUUUUAACUUUACUACUACACCCUAAAAGUAAGGGUGAAGUGCGCAUACAAAGUAAAAAUCCUACUGUACCUCCACUUAUAGAUCCUAAAUAUCUGUCCCACAAAGAUGAUUUAAGAACAAUAGUAAAUGGUGUUCAUAUGAUAAGAAAACUUAUUGAAACAGAAUCUUUAAAAAAUAUAGGAGCUCAUUUAAAUAACAUUCCGUUCCCUGGAUGUGAAAACUUCGAAAUGUUUUCAAAUUUAUACCUAGAAUGUUAUGUAAAGCAUCUUACGUUAACAAGCUACCAUCCAGUAGGAACGUGUGCGAUGGGUCUGCCUGAAACGAAGAAUUCUGUUGUUGAUACAACAUUUAAAGUUUUAGGAAUUGACAAUCUGUAUGUUGUCGAUGCUUCAGUGCUGCCAACAUUGCCAAGUGGUAAUAUUAACGCGGCAAUAGCUAUGAUGGCUAAUAUAUUUUUUGAAAAUAAUUUUAAAGAAAUUUUGAAUAUUAAUAAAGUAGAUUUCUGUAAUAAAAUUUCUUUUCGUGAUUUUUUAUUAAAUACUUGCCCAGUGAGAUGAAAAAAAUUUUUAAAUUAUAGAAUUACCAGGAAGUAUCACCCGUUCAUUUUUACACUGUUACUAUUUAUUACGAAACCUAUUGUACGAGAUUUAUAUAACUUAUGAAUAGAUGUAAUCCAUACCAGUAGGGCUAAGUAGGUAGGUACUGAUUAAAGUUAUCCAGUAAUACGUAUACUUAUUUUGUUUUAGAGAAACCAAAAAAGGCAAAACACACAAA
Molecule: messenger RNA, 2100 nt
Organism: Vanessa tameamea
Lineage: Eukaryota; Metazoa; Arthropoda; Insecta; Lepidoptera; Nymphalidae
Product: ecdysone oxidase-like
Exons: 3
Coding region: 96-1883 (595 amino acids)
Molecular function (GO): oxidoreductase activity, acting on CH-OH group of donors; flavin adenine dinucleotide binding
Source: RefSeq, a predicted model, not a curated record